AUGCCUCAAAGUGGUAGUACAGGCGUUUCCGUAGAAGCGGUCGAUCCCAGAUAUGUUGAAGCAAACUGGACGACCCGACCCGAAAUGGUGGUUGGCUGUGUAGAUAUAAAUACACAACAAAGUUUUGAGGCAUUGAAUCAAAGGGCUGUGACUGUUGUUGUUGAUCCGAUACAGUCUGUCAAAGGCAAAGAUGUUAUUGAUGCUUUCGUCUGA
Molecule: messenger RNA, 213 nt
Organism: Funneliformis caledonium
Lineage: Eukaryota; Fungi; Glomeromycota; Glomeromycetes; Glomerales; Glomeraceae
Source: the annotation of a GenBank genome assembly